This is a messenger RNA of Cyclopterus lumpus (lumpfish), 3630 nucleotides long. It is a transcript of the gene synpo2lb, whose product is annotated as synaptopodin 2-like b. Gene Ontology annotation, cellular component: Z disc; nucleus; actin cytoskeleton. The coding region runs from base 1 to 3630 and encodes 1209 amino acids. Gene Ontology annotation, molecular function: actin binding. NCBI's taxonomy places the organism in Eukaryota, Metazoa, Chordata, Actinopteri, Perciformes, Cyclopteridae. The record is from RefSeq and is a predicted model, not a curated record. Gene Ontology annotation, biological process: positive regulation of actin filament bundle assembly. The transcript has 5 exons.
AUGGUAGCCGAGGAGAUUGUGGUCUCCCUCUCGGGAGGUUCCCCGUGGGGCUUCAGACUGCAGGGAGGAGCAGAGCAACAAAAACCUCUACAGGUGGCAAAGAUUCGCCGGCGCAGCAAAGCGUGCAAAGCUGGACUGAAGGAGCAAGAUGAGCUUAUUGCCAUCGGCGACCAUAUGUGUGCAGAGCUCAGUCAUGCUCAGGCCAUGUGCCUCAUAGAUAUGGAGAGCGCCACACUCAACCUGAGGGUCAAAAGAGCCCCUUCUGGAUUCCACUCCUCAUCUUACUCUGGUUUCUCUGCACCGACCCACUCCUGCAUGAGGGUCCUGUCUCCCCCCGCGGCUCUCUUGUCCUGCCACCGUACCUCCAUCCUCUCCCCCACCGGGACACCCAGGGGCAUCACUUCCCCUCCGGACAGCGAGGCUUACUACGGAGAGACGGACAGUGACGCAGACACGCAGUCGCUCACGCACCGUCGCCAACGGCGCACGCCUCCUCACACUCGCUCACCUGCGCGCCAUGACAACCAAGAGGAGGAGGAGACCUCAGAGAUGAGCGGGUAUGAGAGCGCCACAGAUCCAGGGGUUUCCAUGCAGGGCCAGUGGGGGGGUCAGUGUCUUCCCGGCGUCCCUCGCAGAGAACUCAUCUACCAGCCCCUCCGGACCGAGUGGACCACUCCAGCACACACCCCACACGCUGUGACCCCUCACACGCUCGUACCGACCCCCGAUCAGGGGUUGAUGGAGGCGGAGGGAGAAGGGGACAGUGGCUUCCAGGAGGCGGGGGGGUGCAGCGGGCUGAGCUGCCCACCGCUCGUGUCCCCUGAACGGGCCAAAGAGGCUCUGCUUUCGGCCGCUGGUAAAUAUCUGGUGCCCAUGGUGGGACUACAGCAGACCCCGAUCAGCGACGAGCUCUCCACCACCUACAUGGACAAAGCACGGCAAGCUAAGUUGCAGCGUGGGGAGAGCGUGGUGGAGAAACAGGUGAAAGAAGCUCGCACUAAAUGCCGCUCCAUUGCCUCUUUGCUGACUGAUGCUCCCAACCCCAACUCGAAGGGGGUGCUUAUGUUCAAGAAACGUCGGCAGAGGGCCAAGAAGUACACACUGACCUGCUUCGGCAAAGCAGAGGGAGACAGAGGAGGGGAGACAGAAGGAGACACAGGAGGGGAGACGGAAGAGGAAGGAGGAAGCUCCGCCCCGAGUGGCUCAGAAGUUGAUGAAGAGGGAUUCUCAGCAUCGUUUGACUCUACGUGGGACACCGGUUAUCUAGACGUGCUGGACAGGAAAAGCUCUGCCUGCCCUUCAUCCACACCAGCUACUCCAACAACGCCAACAACCAAUCACAGCUCAGGGCUGGACAUCUCAGCCUAUCAGACACCAGGACUGUGGACUUCUGUUAAUCAAAGCCUAGGGUUGGAGAUCUCAGGGCUGGAGAGCUCAGCCGAUCAGGGCUCAAUGCUGGACAGCAGCAUCAGGAAGCAGCCAAUCAGUAACCGCCCUGCACACAUGUCUCCUCCAGCUGUGGCUCUGACCAAUGGGGGGUCAAUGGCUGUAAGUCGGGCUAGUGUUGUUCUGAACCCGCCCUCUCAAAUGCCCCAUCUCAGUCAAAAUGGGCAACAGGGCAACCCUAAUCCUAGUCCUAACCCUAAUCAUUGUCGUAGCCCAAUAACAGACUCAGAUCAUCUCCUGAAUCCAGGUGUUCUGAACCGUACUGCACGCCCCUUCACCCCAGGGCCUUCCUCUCGUGCAUCUGUAACCUCCGUGAUGUUCCGCCCUCCCCAACCCAAACCCACACCUGUGACCAUGACGACCAAACCAGUCGCGGCCAUCUCCAUGGUGACUAUCCAACCUACUCUUCAUCCAUCUGGGACAGAUGCAAGGAGAACGGUGUCUAGCACCUCACUGUACAUCCCUCCCAGAAAUAACAACAGCAACAUUAACUCUCCCCCCUCCUCUCUGUCUUCUGCACCUUUCUCCCAGCCUGCCACAAAUCCACCCACAUUUUCCCCUCAGCCCGCAGUGUAUGCUUCCCCCUCCGUCUUGUUCUCUCCUUCACCUGCUCAACCUUUCUCCCCUCAAGCUCCACAGGCAUUUUCCUCUCCUCCUGCUGCUUAUCCACCUUCCUCAACCUACAUUUCUGCUUCUCCCAUCUCCCCGCCACAUCCCCCUGAUAUGACUCAGGUCUCCUUCCAUGCCCAGCCCACCCCUCCUUUUCCUCCUCCCACCCAACCUUCUCCAUCUCCCUCAGUCCACCCCUACAUCAACAUGACAGGUGAAGUGACUCCUGGCCCCUAUGCUGCCAUAGCAACUGCAUCACCAACCCAGGAUUCACUGGUGACUCGAGAGGAGCGCAUCUCGGUCCCAGCCAGCCGCACCGGCAUUCUGCACGAUGCCCGUCGUCGUAGCAACAAGAAGCCGAUGUUCUGUGCAGUCCAGAACAGAGAUGUUUCUCCAAACCCAGACUUGCUGUCAAUGGUCCAGAACAUGGACGACCACUUUGGGAGUGGAUCCAGGGGCGUCCUGGUGACUCCAAGUGUUGAAACUGGAGCUGUACCAAGCGGGGAGACCGGACAUGAGUCAGGGCCUGAGGAGGACUGGCUGAGGCUGGGGGCAGAGGCCUGCAACUUCAUGCAGGCCCAGCGGAGACCCAGGCCACCGCCUGUAGCUCCCAAACCCCAAACCCCCCAGGUGCCACAGCUGGCGGGGAAGGGAGGUGAGCUGUUUGCCCGCCGGCAGAACAGGAUGGAUCGGUACAUUGUGGAGCGAUCUCCCUCUGUUGCUGCAGUACCUUACUCUCCCGCCCAGACGAGGGACUCAUCACCCACGCCUUCUCUUCCUUCCACCUGGAAGUACUCGUCCAACAUCCGUGCUCCUCCUCCAAUCAGCUACAACCCCCUUCUCUCUCCUUCCUGCCCUCUGAAGGCCCAGAAGAAGUCUGAGGUGACAAAGUCUGGGCCGGCUGGAUCUAAAGGGAAGAAAGCGGGCCUCAAGUCUGUGGAAAUUAUGAGCCACCAGCCCUACCAGCUCAACUCUUCUUUGUUUACCUAUGGGGGCGGGGUUCCCAUGGACACCUCCACCUAUCAGCAGCAGAAAGGAAUGGCAAGUGUGCCUCAGAAGACCGCACGAGUGUAUGAGGUGAAGCGCUUCUCCACGCCCCCACCGACAUCCACGGGGCCCGCGCUCAAAGUUAUUGUACCUCGAUCAGCGACGACACUCGGAGAACCGCUGUGGCACUCUGAUGUCACAUAUCCUCCCCCCACAGUUGGCCACGCCCCCCACCAACCCUAUCAGCCUCAACCCCAACCCUUCCAACCUCAGUGGGCCACCUCCCCUCUGUCUCCCCCACCUCCUCCUGCCCCGAACGCUCCACUCCCUCAGCUUCCCACCUUCUCCGCUGCUCCUGCUUCAAUUCUAAUCCAGUCCCCGACCUUCACCCACCUUCAGCCCUCCAACACCGCGCAGGCCAAUAGGCAGUUUAAGAGUGCCCCAAAUCUGAGUCCCCUGGGUCCCGCUGGUGCCUCUCGGUUGGCCUCCAGCAGCAGUCAACCGAACAGGUUCCCCAAGCCCAGGUUUAGCACUUCCAACAUGGGUCUGCAGCCUUGUGUCUGGCGCCCUGGAUCCACUGCGCACUGA